CGAUGACUGCCACCCGCGGCCGCUAUGAGGCCAGCGUGUCCGCGCUGGCAGACAGCAGCGACUCUGCAUCCUCUCAGUAUCUUUGCAGACAUCCACGGACCCUGACAUGACACCGUUGACCACGCCUGCGCCUGUGCCCGCUGCGGCGCAAGGUCCUGCAGCGGCCAUGGCCACGCAUGCAAGCUCUGCUAUCGGCGCCCUCAUCAACGUGGCGACCCGGAGACAACACACCGAACUCAACCGCUCACUGGUCCAACGUCUGCCACUUGCGCUUCCGCCGCAUCAGACAAACCCACUUCUGUUCGCCAAAGGCAUCGUGCCCUUCGCGAGCUUCUUCUUCCUCUUCGAGACGGAGUGGGAUCUCCUUGUACGACAGCUGCAGCAACGCGCCUCCGAAGACGCGACCCACGACCAUGAUCUGCACGUAUGGCUCGCGAAUCUUCGGCCGCGGGGUUUGGCCAGAUCCAGUCGUUUCAACCAUGACCUGAAACACCUACGCGCCGUUGCUGGGCCAAACAUCUACAGCACACCUGAUCUGGACGAGGAGUGGACUGCUCAAAUGCGUACACGUAUUCGCAGCAAGCCACACAUCUUGAUCGCUUUUGCAUGGGUCUUUUAUAUGGCCACCUUCGCAGGCGGGCGAUGGAUACGCCAGCAACUAGCCACGAGUGGGCGUGAAUUUUGGCUGACAGGAUCAACGAUAUGCCAAGUCGCAGGUAGUGAUAAACCUUCACUCGAAGUGCCGGGCUUUUCCUUUCUCUCAUUCGACGGCGACCAAGAUGGCGAAGACAUCAAGACCUUGUUCAAGGCAAGCCUGAUCCGCGGAGAGUCCAUCUUGACGCCAGACCAGCAGCAAGACAUUCUCGACACAGCACAGCAACUCUUCGAACUAUGCAACAGCUUGGUCGGCCAACUUGAUCAGAUGGUGGCGCGUGAACGCAUGCUAGGCUGGGUCGCGUCAAUCAUCUUCGUGCUGCUUGUCUUCAUAGUAUUCCUGGCAUGGCGCACUUCAUAUUUUCCUCAUCAUUCCUAACGGUCCUAGCGGCAUAUUUUGAUAUCGACAGUAGCAUAGGGGCAAGCGGCGAGGGAGGCGUUCCUUGGCUAUAGAGUAGAGCUUUGCUUUUCACAGCGAGCUUUGGAUGGGAUAGAUGUGUUCAUGUACAGCAUGUAGGGUUUGGGUAGCAUUUGCAUCAACAAUGGAUGAUUCAAGUGGUCACUGUUAGAAGCACGAAGCCGGCCAGGCCAAUAAGGCGAACAACAUGCAAGCAAUACAGGCAAUUCAACAUUUCUCAUUCACGACCAAAACACGAUGGAGCUGAAAGUCGGGGGCUGAAUCCAGACUGGU
Cercospora beticola is the source of this 1345-nucleotide messenger RNA. RefSeq names its product Hmx1p (gene HMX1). The record is from RefSeq and is a predicted model, not a curated record. Lineage: Eukaryota; Fungi; Ascomycota; Dothideomycetes; Mycosphaerellales; Mycosphaerellaceae. Gene Ontology annotation, molecular function: heme oxygenase (decyclizing) activity. Gene Ontology annotation, biological process: heme oxidation.